Molecule: messenger RNA, 1787 nt
Organism: Colletotrichum godetiae
Lineage: Eukaryota; Fungi; Ascomycota; Sordariomycetes; Glomerellales; Glomerellaceae
Product: cytochrome P450
Exons: 4
Coding region: 1-1470 (489 amino acids)
Molecular function (GO): heme binding; iron ion binding; monooxygenase activity
Source: RefSeq, a predicted model, not a curated record
AUGGACGUCAUUGAUCGUCCGAUCCGUGCCCAGGCCGUGCCCCGCGCCGACAAACCAGCCCAAGUGCCAGCAGAGACAUAUCGAGUCUGGGCAAAGAAGUAUGGGCCAGUGUUCCAAAUACAGCUAGGAAAUACCACGGCUGUUGUCGUCAACACCGCGGAGGCUGCCAAGCAGCUAUUCCUUGGACAACGUCAUGCCAUGAACUCUCGACCAACAUUCUACGUUUUUCAUGGAAAAGUAAGCAAAGCUGUUACUAGUAUCGGCACCAGCCCAUGGGACGACUCUUGUAAACGUCGCCGCAAACUGGCAGCUGGGGCAUUGAAUCGUCCGCGGGUAGAAGGCUAUGCGCCCAUUCUGAACUUGGAGGCACGAGAGUUUCUCAAAGACUUGUACGAAAAUUGCCGCGGUGGUUUGGUGGAUCUCGACUUCCGUCCAGCUGUCAGGCGCUUCUCCCUUAAUCUAAGUCUGACCCUCAAUUAUGGGACAAGGGCCUCCAAUGUCAAGUCCCUAGAUGACGAUCCCCUGUUGUCCGAGAUCAUUUACGUCGAAUCCGAAAUUUCAAAGUUUCGGGAUACUGGAAAGAACUACAUCAACUACAUACCUUUGCUGCGAUACUGGGAACCAAUUGCGAGCGUUUUAGGUUUACAAUCUACCCCGAAGAAUCACGCAAUGGAUAUUGGCCGUCGAAGACUGGAAUAUAAUGACGUUCUCUUAAGCCGACUCAAGGACGAAAUUGCUCAGGGCAAAGACAAGCCCUGCAUUCAAGGCGCUGUUUUGAGGGAUCCCGAGUCGGCAAGUCUUACACGAGAAGAGUUGAUAAGCGUGAGUCUGAGUAUGAUGGCAGGCGCCGAUUCAAACCAGCCAACCUUAGCUUGGGCUAUUCUUCUACUCGCACACCGCCCUGAUAUACAAGACAAAGCAUAUGCCGCCAUUCGAGAUGCUGGUGUUCUACAGCAACCAUCCAACACAUACGCUUCUACCAAGAUUGACUACAUAGAAGCGCUGACGAAAGAGAUUUCGAGGUACUUUGUUGUCUUGAAGCUUGCACUACCCAAGGCAACAUACGCUAAUGUCACUUGGGGGUCCGCCACAAUCCCGGCCAACACUCUGGUUUUCUUGAAUAGCUGGUCCUACCCUGAUCUGUUCAAGGAGCCUGAAGUAUUUGACCCUGAGCGUUGGCUUCCGGAUGCACCCGAUCAAUACGCGCAUCAUUUCGCCUUUGGUAUGGGUGGACGUAUGUGUGUGGCGUCUCACCUCGCACACGGCGCUCUAUACACAGCCUUUUUGCACUUGAUCGCCCGAUUCAAUAUCUUGCCGGCGGAUGGCAAGACCUCAGUAGAGAUCGAUCCGAUCAAAGGGCUUAACGGCCUCUCGUUUGUUGCCUCACCGAAAGGUUUCCAGGCGAAGUUUGUGCCCAGAGAUGGAGCUGGACUAGGACGUUGGUUGAGGAGCCCUGAUGAGAGCCUGUAGAGGUCUCGAUGCCUUAUUGGUUCUCGGGAAGAGACAGUGUUAUUCCGGAAUGAGCUUAUUCGUGUCUAAAGCAUUGAAUAUUGCUAGGGAAUUCGGACUUGAUUCAUCAAGUCUUGGGCACAAUCACUUACGAACAUCCGUCAAAGUGAAGUCGUUAAUAUAAGAUAGUAGUGCCGUAUAAGUCGUCCGAAGCAAAUUUUGCACCUUGUCAACAUGUACUAACAUCCAUUCCAUCGGCUCCAUGCGUGAGUUUAUAUUUCAAGGUCUUCCAAGACCUGGGUGUUGGUCCGAUGCAUUGAGGUUAACAGGUCUUGCCG